AUGGCUUCAUCUAUUUCCUCUUCAAAUUCGAGUGCUUUCCUAGCCAUACCGCUGGAGAUUCGUCGACAGAUCUACCGAUACUGUAUCCCACAAAAGCCUCUCAUUGAUGUUUCCAGUGGCGUGUGCCGCAAAACCCGCUUUGACUGGUCCGAAGAACUAAAUGAGCACCAUAAUCAUGACCUGGAGGAGAUUGGCGACACCCCUUUCAUCGAGAUUGAAGAGGGCGAAGAGAGCGAGUCUGAAACUUCUGUAGUUUGUGGCACCAAUAGGAUCAUGUACGAGCUCUAUCCGAGUAGCCGGAGUGCAUUCCCUGGCCUCCUUCUCUGCUGUCAACAAAUCACUGAGGAGGUGACGGAUAUAUUAUAUGACGAUGCUACCAUGUUAGUCGGGCUUCACAACAUUGGCCAGACUAAACUCGCUCAGUUACCCAAGGCGCGAGAGAAAAUCCGCAAAAUGAUUCUUAUAUUAAGGCCGACUCGAGCUUUCUGCAACCCCGAUUUCCGAAUGGACCCGAAUAUCUGGAAUCGUAUUCUCGGUAACCUUUCGAUGCUCGGGAUUAUUGCGGAGCAGCCCUCUAAAAGCGAAUCGCUUGAAGAAGAGCUGGAGAAUACCCCCGCGAAAAUGAUCACGCGGAUAGCACCAAUCUGUGACUACAUAGGACGGUCUCUCAGUAGAGAAGCCGAGGUCGUGGUGGAUGCAAAUGAUGAAGAAAAGACGAUAAAGGUAUUGGAACAGGCAAUGCCGGGGCGCUGUCGCUUUCAGAACUUUUCAAUGGCCGAUGUUAUAUUUAGAAGAGGGAGGUUCUCUCUGGAGUCUGUAUACUCGGGCACAGACUGGGAUGGUGUGGAUGAUGGUCCAACCAGCUGUCGAGAUGUCAUUGAUGGCUGUGACUUUGAGCUCUACUACUCUGAUUAA
This is a messenger RNA of Trichoderma aggressivum f. europaeum, 915 nucleotides long. RefSeq lists its product as uncharacterized. Bases 1 to 915 code for a protein of 304 amino acids. Lineage: Eukaryota; Fungi; Ascomycota; Sordariomycetes; Hypocreales; Hypocreaceae. The transcript has a single exon. The record is from RefSeq and is a predicted model, not a curated record.